AUGCCACACUUUGCUGCACCUGAAAGCACACAGCAUCACCUCUCAUCACCUCAAUGUCACCCGUUGAAGCUGCAUUGUGAGGUUUGCAGUAUAGUGUCCAGCUCUGGCCAGAUGCUGGGCUGUGAGGCAGGAGCUGAGAUCGACCAGUCCUCCUGCAUAUGGAGAAUGAACAACGCACCCACCCGCGGCUUUGAGAGGGAUGUGGGCCACAGGACAGACCUGAGAGUGGUGUCUCACACUAGUGUUCCUCUGCUAAUCCAAAAACCCCAGCACUUCUUUGGCCAGGGGAAUGAGACCGUCUAUGUGGUGUGGGGACCCUUGCGCAACAUGAGGCAGGAUGGCAAGGGUAUUGUGUACAACAUGCUGCGGCAAGCGGUGGAAAACUACCCACAUGCGCGCAUCUACGUCACCACAGAAGAACGCAUGAAUUACUGCGACACAGUUUUCAAGAAGGAGACGGGCAAAGACAGGAUUCAGUCGGGGUCGUAUCUCAGCACCGGUUGGUUCACACUCAUUCUGGCCAUGGACAUGUGCAAGGAGAUCCGAGUUUACGGCAUGAUCAAUGACACAUACUGCAAAUCAGAAGGCUACAGGAAGGUGCCGUACCACUACUAUGAAGCAGGAAGUCGUGACGAAUGUGCCGAAUACCUACUGCACGAGAGCGCCCCUUACGGCGGGCACCGGUUCAUCACGGAGAAGGCUGUUUUUGCAAAGUGGACUAAGACGCACCCCAUCAAGUUUUUCAGUCCAGAGUGGCAGCUGUUAUGACCAAGACUCCCUUUCUUUCAGAAUAUCCCCUGAUACUACAGCUCUGUUGGCUCGUUCCUCCUGCAUCGUAAAGUAAUGCUCACAAAAUGUGCCACGCAAUGGCUAAACAAAUCAUUCCAAUUGCGAUUUCAAAUAGCAGUUGUCUGAGUGAAGUAAGUCCCAUCGUGACCAUGAAGAGAGGUUUGGUUUCUAAUGAACCUCGUGUUGAUCCUGGUGUGAUCAAAUAGUGUAUUUUGCAUGUUCUCGUUUUAUACUCAUCUGGACAAGUAAGUACUGUAUGUUUUUCAGAGCACACGUAUUGCAAAAAAGAUCUACAAAGAAUGUCACAUCCUUGCUUUAGCUUUCAUCACCUCAAAUGGGCUCAAUUUAGGGCUGGCCGAUAUACCAAAUUAUCUAUAAAGUUAUACAGUGGGCAUAGAAAAGAAUCACCCCCCUUUAAAAUAAUCACAUUUUGUUGCUUUGCAGACUGAAAUGAAG
This is a messenger RNA of Sinocyclocheilus anshuiensis, 1245 nucleotides long. RefSeq names its product alpha-N-acetylgalactosaminide alpha-2,6-sialyltransferase 3-like. Bases 1 to 768 code for a protein of 255 amino acids. The record is from RefSeq and is a predicted model, not a curated record. Gene Ontology annotation, molecular function: alpha-N-acetylgalactosaminide alpha-2,6-sialyltransferase activity. Gene Ontology annotation, biological process: oligosaccharide metabolic process; ganglioside biosynthetic process. The transcript has 4 exons. NCBI's taxonomy places the organism in Eukaryota, Metazoa, Chordata, Actinopteri, Cypriniformes, Cyprinidae.